AUGUCCAUCUCGCCGGCCAAGAAGAACCUGCACCCAAAACUGACCGCGAUGAACACACGGGAGCUGAUCUCCGGAAGUCUUGACAGCGUCAAGCAACAGGCGAAGGCCAUGGCAUCCACCGUCUCGUCAGCUAGGCCGGCGGACCUCCGCCGAAAGCUGGCGGAGAUGAACACGGCCGACCUCGCCGCGGACCUCGGCCACUUCAAGAACCAGGCGGCGGCAGCGGUUUCCACGCGCGAAGGCGCCGUGAAAGCCGCGGCGAUGGUCCUCGGGGGCGCCGUGAGCAUCUACUUCCUCUGGCCCGCGGCCGCCGCCCCCGCCACCACCGGCGCCAUGAUGAACGCGCCGGGCGCCGCCGGCUUCGUCAUAUCCCGCGUGGCGUUCCUGGCCAAGAGGCAGCUCUACUUCCACGUCCUGCGCACUGCCGGCCCUGUCGCCGCAGUCGCGGUUCUCGUGUAGGGAUGGAAGUGACGCACGGAGGCAUGGACGCGAGCUAGCUACGGUGUGUUUUCUUCAAGUGUGUGUGCGAUGUACUGUCUAGUGGUACUAGCAUUUCGGCGUGCGGACAUGCAUGGAGGAUUUGUCAGCUAUCCAAUGCAACGUGUACAAUAAGCUCUGCGCCUCUGCCUAGCUAGUGCUCGUAUUUGCCCUUGUUCUCCAGUGUAUUGUUCUACAUGAAGCAACUGUUUGUCUA
This is a messenger RNA of Triticum dicoccoides, 694 nucleotides long. RefSeq lists its product as uncharacterized. The coding region runs from base 1 to 459 and encodes 152 amino acids. The transcript has a single exon. The record is from RefSeq and is a predicted model, not a curated record. NCBI's taxonomy places the organism in Eukaryota, Viridiplantae, Streptophyta, Magnoliopsida, Poales, Poaceae.